Lagopus leucura (white-tailed ptarmigan) is the source of this 1301-nucleotide messenger RNA. RefSeq names its product general transcription factor IIE subunit 1-like. The record is from RefSeq and is a predicted model, not a curated record. Gene Ontology annotation, biological process: transcription open complex formation at RNA polymerase II promoter; transcription initiation at RNA polymerase II promoter. The transcript is spliced from 5 exons. Gene Ontology annotation, cellular component: transcription factor TFIIE complex. Lineage: Eukaryota; Metazoa; Chordata; Aves; Galliformes; Phasianidae. Bases 33 to 1301 code for a protein of 422 amino acids.
AUUUCUGCAUAUAUAAUGGAGCGGUUCAACUCAUGAUGGAAGAGCAAAACGUUACCACAGAAGUCCCAGCAGCCCUAAAGCGCCUGGCCAAAUACAUAGUGAGGGGUUUCUAUGGAGUAGAAUACUCCCUGGCCGUGGAUGUACUGACCCGCUACCCCUGUGUGAAAGAGGAUGACUUGUUACAGCUGCUCAAGUAUGAACGCAAACAGCUGCGCACUGUUCUCAACACACUCAAGGCAGACAAGUUUGUGAAGCUGCGUAUGCGAGUUGAAACAGGGCCUAAUGGGAAGAGCACAAGACACAACUACUAUUACAUCAAUUAUAAGGUGCUGGUGGAUGUGAUAAAGUACAAACUGGACCAUGUGCGGCGGAAGAUAGAAGCAGAUGAGCGGGAUUCAACUACCAGGUCCUCGUUUAAAUGUCCAUCUUGUUCUAGCACAUACACAGACCUGGAGGUCAAUCAACUCUUUGAUGUAUUUACAGAGACUUUCCGUUGUACUUACUGCAAUACUGAAGUAGAGGAAGAUGCCUCAGCACUGCCUAAGCGAGAUGCUCGAACCUUGCUAGCAAAAUUCAAUGAGCAGAUGGAACCUAUCUUCGUGCUACUGCGUGAGACAGAAGAUACUGUUCUGCCAUAUGACUUGUUGGAACCUCAGCCAACAGCAAUCCCAGGCAUAUCAGAAAGCUUUGACCAGAAGGUAUGUUCAAGCACGCCGGAACCCUGCAGUAGACCUGAAAAAUGGGCCACCAAAAAUUCCUCUUUUGGCAAUACAUAUAGUCAAAACUUAAUUAUUGAUGUCCAAGAUUCUGAGUGCAAGAAGAAAAAGAAAGAAAAAGCAACUAAAGAGCAACCUAUCUGGAUGUCAGAGAGCACUGUGGAAGGAGCAACAACAGCUACCAUCAAUAAUGCUGGAACAAAUGCUUCUGAAGAAGCUGAAGAAACUGUUAAAGAAACUGUCAGCGAGAAUGAAAUCAUCAAGACUCUUCUCAUCCAUGAAUCCAUGAAGUCAUUGUCCAGCACUGACUAUGCUCCUGCUGUCAAAAGCAAGUUAUCUGAAUCAGGCAGUGACAGUGAGUCUGAAAAUGCCAAACACUCAAGUACAACAACAAAAUUAGCAGGCAGCCAGUUUGAACAAGAGGAAGAGCAAGAAUCACUAGAUCCUAUUUUAAUGGUAGCUGCUCAGCCUUACUCAUAUGGUGAAAUUAGUGAAAAUCCAGAGCUUGUGUCUCUCAUGACAAAUGAAGAGAGAGAAGCUUAUAUAAAAGUUGUACAAGAAAUGUUCCAGUCUGUGUUUGAGUAA